This is a messenger RNA of Colossoma macropomum (tambaqui), 4868 nucleotides long. It is a transcript of the gene ptenb, whose product is annotated as phosphatase and tensin homolog B. Bases 758 to 1966 code for a protein of 402 amino acids. Gene Ontology annotation, cellular component: nucleus; plasma membrane; cytosol. Gene Ontology annotation, biological process: regulation of phosphatidylinositol 3-kinase/protein kinase B signal transduction; phosphatidylinositol dephosphorylation; cell motility. Lineage: Eukaryota; Metazoa; Chordata; Actinopteri; Characiformes; Serrasalmidae. The transcript has 9 exons. Gene Ontology annotation, molecular function: phosphatidylinositol-3,4-bisphosphate 3-phosphatase activity; inositol-1,3,4,5-tetrakisphosphate 3-phosphatase activity; phosphatidylinositol-3,4,5-trisphosphate 3-phosphatase activity. The record is from RefSeq and is a predicted model, not a curated record.
UGGAAGCCAUGAUGGAAGUUGAGCAGGAGAGUUUAUCGGUGGAGAGUUAAAGGAGAGAGCGGAGCCGAGCCUUGAGCACAACUGUCUCCUGUAAUUCGGCUGACCAGGCCUUUUCUGUGUUUUAAAUAUUAUGGUGGAGGCUGUCAGGUUUCUCCUCAUGCUUUGGAAUAUUGACGACGUGGAUGUUUGAACUUCGCUACCUUUUAAUUUUAUCUUCUUUUUAGAGAGAUGUUCAUAUGCGCUAGCUCGCUAGCUCUCCGGCUAGCAGUUCGUUAGAGCUUCGCAGACGGAGAGAGAGCGAGUGUGUGUGAGAGUGAAUGUGUGUGAGUGAGUGAGAGAGUGUGUGUCUGUCACUGCUAGUAUAUUCUGGGUUGGAGACGUCGGAGAGGACCCUCUCCGCCUUUUUCGGCACCAAUCACGGCGACUGCGGCGGACCCAGAGACUUGGCGAGCUUUAGAGAUACCGAGACGCGGAGGAGGACCGUCUGUCUGUCCGCCUGGAGGGUUUGUGGCCUCUCGGUGGGCUUUGGGGAGCCGGAGCCGGGCCUGCUGUGGCCUUCUCCUUUACAAGCGAGCGGCAGACGGCUCACGGCCGCUAGCUAGCAGGUAAAGAGCUGGCCAGGCUCGUCCAGAGGACUGCCAGAAAGCCGAGGAGAGUGAAUAACGUUACUGACGAGGCGACGGCGACGGCGGCUUUGCGCCCGGAGGCAACGAUACUCUCGCUUACCCUGAAAACCAUAAAGACUCCUUUCACAGCUAUGGCUACGAUCAUACAGAAGAUGGUCAGCCGAAACAAAAGGAGAUACCAGGAAGAUGGGUUCGACUUGGACUUAACCUAUAUUUAUCCCAACAUAAUUGCUAUGGGCUUUCCUGCUGAAAGACUUGAGGGGGUCUACAGAAACAACAUAGACGACGUUGUACGGUUUCUGGAUUCAAAGCAUAAAAAUCAUUACAAGAUAUAUAAUCUAUGUGCAGAGAGACAUUAUGAUGCUACCAAAUUUAAUUGCAGAGUUGCACAAUACCCAUUUGAAGAUCAUAAUCCUCCCCAGCUGGAGCUUAUCAAACCUUUCUGUGAAGACUUGGAUAAGUGGCUCAGUGAAAAUGACAAUCAUGUGGCUGCGAUUCAUUGUAAAGCUGGAAAGGGCCGGACAGGUGUCAUGAUCUGUGCGUACUUGUUACACCGAGGGAAGUUUGGAAAAGCACAAGAGGCUCUAGACUUCUAUGGGGAAGUCAGGACCAGAGAUAAGAAGGGAGUGACAAUACCCAGUCAAAGGCGAUACGUCUACUACUACAGCUACCUUCUGAAGAACCAGCUAGACUACAAACCAGUGGCGCUGCUCUUUCACAAGAUGGUGUUUGAGACAGUGCCCAUGUUCAGUGGAGGGACCUGCAAUCCUCAGUUUGUGGUGUACCAGCUGAAGGUGAAAAUCCACACCUCUAACCCGGCGCACACGCGACGUGAGGACAAGUACAUGAUCUUUGAGUUUCCACAGCCUCUGCCUGUGUGCGGGGACAUCAAAGUAGAGUUCUUCCACAAACAAAACAAAAUGAUGAAGAAGGACAAAAUGUUUCACUUUUGGGUGAACACCUUCUUCAUCCCUGGACCAGAGGAGAACUCGGAGAAGGUGGAAAACGGGAGUUUACUGAAGGACCUGGAUGGAAUCCAGUGCACAGAGAGGGGGGAAAAUGACAAGGAUUACCUGAUCCUAAUUUUAACCAAGAAUGACCUGGACAAAGCCAACAAAGAUAAAGCCAACAGAUUAUUUUCCCCAAACUUCAAGGUGAAGCUGUACUUCACAAAGACAGUGGAGGAGACAUCCAACUCAGAGGCCAGCACUUCCACAUCUGUAACCCCGGACGUUAGUGACAAUGAACCGGACCAUUAUCGAUAUUCGGACACAACGGACUCAGACCCAGAAAACGAACAGCUUGAUGAUGAUCAACACACACAGAUAACAAAAGUCUGAUAUAUUUUUUUUUUUUUUCCCCCCUCUGGGAAGAAGAAAAAAACUAUGUAAAACAGAGUUGUAAAAAGGAGAAAACUUGAAUAUGAACUGAAAGCAAGUAAUUUUUUUGUUUUUCUUGUCCUCCCCCACCCCCCACCUUCCCCACUCCUUAUUCUCCCCAACGCUCCCCGUUUUUCCUUUUUCAGAACAGAAAACUAGUACAAAAGUGGGACGUUUGUCAUAUAUGAUGCCUCCAUUUUAGGGAUAAUUUUUUUUUUUUUUAAACCCAUUUUUAAUUACAAUGCAUUGACACUAACACCUGUGUGUGCACUCGCAUGUGGAUGGGAUGGAAGACGAAGGUUCAGUGACUAUUCUCAGCUCCUUGUGAAUGCCUUUUUUGUGUCAUCACACAGAAAGGAAGUCCAGUCAGGGGAUGGAAGGUCAGGUUUGGGGAGAUGUUCUGAGAGAAUGUGCUGCCUCACUUGCUAACAAGGCCAGUGCUUGAAUCAAAUGUCAGUCCUCCACGUGUGUGUGCCCUCCUCUUCUGCUCCAUGCCUCCUGUCUUACCUACUGUGAAAUGCUUCUUGUGCUGUCGCAGGCUAGCCCACCCUACUCCUCCAAAAAUACUCAUUUAAUCAGAUGGCUUUAUUUUACUCAUUUGUCUUGGUGUAAGGACAUGUCAUUUUAACUGUCUGUUCCCUCUUACCUUGUCCAUUGACUGAAUUUUUUUUCAAACAUUUUUAUAAGUUAAAGUAAUGAAAAUUAAUACCACAGCAGGGAAUCUGGCAUUGCAAUAAGGUUAACGCUUUAGUUGCAUGCUAUUGGAGUUAGUAUCCACGUUGUUAAUGUUAUACAAUUUUAUUACUACAAUUCUUUUUGGUUGUACUUCCUAAGGGGUUCCUGGUCUCAUUUAAGAAUUUUUACUAGCAGCUGAUUUUCCAAAUGGCAUUCCACAUUAUCAUUGUUUCUCCGGGUGUGAUAUUGAUGGUAUGGCUGGAGAGGCCGUCAGUGGCAUUAUAUUUUAUGACACAUUAGUUCCCCCCUGUGAAACCUGGUGACGUUUUUAAAUCAUUGUCAAGGACAGGCUCAUCUAGGGCUUGUAACUGUUCACUUUUUAUGCUUAUGAUGUCAGUCGUGUGCACACAGGAGAGGUCUGUUCAAAGUUUACGAAGCUGAAGGAUAUGAGAGAUUUUGUUUGUUUCUUCUCAUAUGGGAAUGCUAUGCAGCUCAGUCAGAUCAUGUGUUGGUAAAUACGCAAAUGCUAGCUUGUGUUUUUGCAGAGAUGUGGGUGUUUCUGUAUGUGUAGCGAGGGCGUUAUUAGUGUCGUGUGGGGAGUUAUCUGUUUGAAGAGAAGGUUUAACAGCGUGUCCCUGAAACCUCAAAUGCAAGUUUUGAUGCCCUAUUAUGCAGUAUACCCCUUCCCCCUUGCCCAUAUCUUUUCUUUUUUACCUUGAUUUUUGUCAGACCUCAGAUCUUUGGCUCCUAAAUCUGUUUGUAGCCUUAUUGUGUGGUCUAAUGAAACCUGGACCAUUUGUUUAUUCAACAGUGGUGCUUACAAACUGCCAAACUACAAACGUACGCAACGAAAAACUUUCGGAGCCAAGAAUCUAGACCUCCUGUAUGGAGUAUUUGUGUGUGCGUGCAUCUGUUUAGCCACUAUUUCUGUAUGAUGUGCGAUCUGGCUGUCUCUUAUACUUCGGUGUCUCUGAGUGGCUGAGAUUCCCCCCCCACCUUCAUAAACAGGUUUCAUUCCUUUUGGAAUGACGAUAGUGCAGCUACAGAAUUUACAGAACGUCUUGUGCUUGCUUCAGACUUAUUAAAGCCCUAUAUAUGAGAAUAUUUAAAUAUGUAUAAUUUCUUUUUCAGCAUGCUAAUUUUUUUUUUUUAAUAUAAAUACACCUGGCUUCUGGUGAAUCAUGGGGCCAGACAAGAAAAGAAGAAAUUAGAAGAAAAAAAAAAAAACCUUUCUCAGUCUCUUGGGCAAGAAUCUUCAGAGGGUAGAGAGUAAGCUGCCUUUGUUCUGCUGUUGACAUCGUGGCUUCACUCUUCUUGCCGAUUCACUGCACAUGCUGUACAUCUCUCGCCUUCCUCUAGAAAGAAUAUGUUCGUUCCCGAGGUUUGAAGAGGACACGCUGCCUUCUGUAAUGCUACCGUACACUAGCCAACCCAGGAAAGAAAAAAGGACACCCUUCAUAAUCAAGGAUCCUUUUAAAGUUUAGUUUUGUUUUGUUUACAUUUUAUCACAUCACUGAAAACCUGCCAAAAGUAAGCUCAAUGUACUUUUUGUUUGUUUGUUUUUUUGCUCCUUUUCUCCAUUGUUUUCCUCAGAGGAGGCGGGCCCUACGGGAGGUAUCUUUGCCUUACUUGAAGUUGACAAUGCUUACUCUGCUCUUGCUUUGAAUUCUACCAUUCUGCCCAAGCACUGACUUAAUAGUACUUAUUUAAAACUACUAUAAUAGAGCAACAUAUUGUACUAGACUUUUGCACUGUUACAGGUUUUUGCAGGGUUUCAGUCAGCAGUCCACAGUAUUUUUAUCACUCUUCCCUCUUCUCUCUCCACUUCUUCCUAGAAAAGCCAUGCAAGCAAUGAAAUAUGUAGGAGGACAGAGGUGGAAUGAAGUGACUUGGUAUACUUUUAUCCUGAUAUGUGUGCAACCCUCAUAGAAUCAUGUAGGACUUUUGACUGAAAGCAAUUUUUUUUUUAAGGAAACACAAAAUGGAAAAAAGAAUAAAGUAAAUAUUUAUGACAGUAUUCAUGCACAUUCUGGUUAAGUCCCUCUGCAGGUUUUCUGGUCUUCAGUCCCCUUCUCAAAAAUAUGCUGUACUACGUCUGGAUGUUCCACACUUUUAAUGUAUGAAUCCAUUCAAGGGCGUCACUGUUAAUGAGCUUACAUCAGGUCACAGGCCAACCCUAAUACAUCUG